Molecule: messenger RNA, 3701 nt
Organism: Meriones unguiculatus (Mongolian gerbil)
Lineage: Eukaryota; Metazoa; Chordata; Mammalia; Rodentia; Muridae
Gene: Cep131
Product: centrosomal protein 131
Exons: 26
Coding region: 183-3509 (1108 amino acids)
Biological process (GO): intraciliary transport involved in cilium assembly; cilium assembly; regulation of centrosome duplication
Cellular component (GO): centriolar satellite
Source: RefSeq, a predicted model, not a curated record
UGCUAGCCGCCGCCGCCGCCGCCGCCGCCGCUCGCCGCUGCGGACGGCGCUUUAUUGUCGCCCACGGCCGAGGCCGCGCCAGCCCCGCGGGGCCUCGGCUGCCUCUGCAGCCGCGCCCGCCAGGCCGAGCCCACGGGCCCUGCGCCCUAGGCCGGGCCCGCGCAGGGGCAGCCUUGUCCACCAUGAAAGGCUCACGGACCAUCAGCGCUACUCCUGAAGGCAGCCCAGAAGGUGUGGACCUAAGUCUGGUUGGCUUCCCUCUUCCCAUGGCCCAGCGGCCCAGCAGCGCCUCUGCCACCAAGUCCAUUGUCCGCUCCAUAUCCAUGGCCACGGACAGUGAGCCAAGAAAAAAGGCACUGGAGGCCGCAGGGCCUGGGGGCUCGCGUGCUAUCAACAACCUUCGGAGAGCUAACAGUGCCACACAGGUCAACCAGGCAUGGGCCGGCUCCCCCAGGCCAGCAGAGCCCACCGACUUCCUGACGCUCUUUGAGGGUGGCACAAGAGGGAGACGGAGGGUGGCCAGUCUCAGCAAGGCGUCCAGUGAGAAAGGAGCGACGUGGAAUGUCCUGGAUGACCAGCCGAGGGGCCUUGCCCUGCCAGCCAGUGUCCAGAGUCCCAGCACCCUCGACCCUGCCUUGGGCCCUCGGAGGAAGGAGUGUGCCCUGGCACCCAGCUUCACGGCUAACAACAGGAGCAACAGAGGAGCCGUGGGCAACUGUGUCACCACCAUGGUGCAUAACCACUAUGCGCCCUCGAAGAAGGCGUCACCCCCCAAGAGCUCCAACCAGACAGCCUCCUCCCUCAAGCCUCCUCCAGGCUUGGGGCCAUGGACGGCUCAGGGACAGAGCUGGCCUUCUCUUCAUCCUGUCAGCAAUCUUGUCAAGGCAGCAGCGCGUGAGGGCAGUGAGGGCAGCGACUUUGUGAAGCCUCGGAAGAACUUCUCCAGUGGCGGUCACUCCGCCCGGGGCACCACCGGCCUGCUGAGGCGGAAGGAGGUGACUGAGGAGGAAGCCGAGAGGUUUAUCCACCAGGUAAACCAGGCUGCAGUCACCAUCCAGCGCUGGUACCGCUGCCAGGUACAGAGGCGCCGAGCAGGAACAGCAAGCCUGGAGCACCUGCUGGCAUCCAAACGAGAGGGGCAGAGGCGGCGCCUGGGUAGUGGGAACAUUUUGGACCUGCACCGGCAGGAAGAGGCAGCAAGGAAGAAGGCCCGGGAGGAGAAGGCUCGCCAGGCCAGGCAGGCAGCCAUUCAGGAACUGCAGCAGAAACGAGCCCAGAAGGCAGCCGAGGCUGAGGCCAGGCUGCUGAAGGACAGACCAGAGCCCAGAGCCCCGGAGCAGCCUCGACCCUCCCAGGGGCCACCCUCAAUGCAUGGCAGCGCCGCCCACCCCAAGGCCAACAAUGCUGGUGCCGGCGUCUACCCCACGGGCCCUGGAGAGCCCUGGCCUCCUGCCUCUGAGUUGGCCCCCGAACCCCAGCAGUCUCCAGAGGACAGGCCGCAGGAUAUGCAUUCCCAGGAUGUAGCCAGACAGGACUUGGAAGAGUUGGGUACAGCCAAGAGCAAGGCCAGGGCCAGAGCAACCCUGGACGAGCUGCUCGACACCUUGAGGCUCCUGGAGGAGGAGCCUGAGCCACUGCCCCGCCCCAAGGCCUUUCACAAGGACAGAUCUGCCUGGACUGACGAGGCGAGUGGGCACCGGGCACCCACAACAUCCAUCCAGCCCCCAAUGCUGCAGGAGGAUGAUGCCAGCUCCCUGACAGCUGACAACCUGGAGAAAUUCGGGAAACUCAGUGCACACCCCGGCCCACCUGAUGAUGGGACUCUGCUGUCAGAGGCCAAGCUGCAGAGCAUCAUGAGCUUCCUGGAUGAGAUGGAGAAGUCGGGACAGGACCGGCCAGCGCCCCGGCGGGAGAGCCUGGGGCCAGAGGCGGGCCAAAGACCCCUGGAACCAGGGUCUGAGGGGAGUUCAUCCAUGAUGCGGCUGAAGCUGGAGGUGGAGGAGAAGAAGCAGGCCAUGGUUCUGUUGCAGAGAGCCCUGGCACAACAGCGUGACCUCACCAUCCGACGGGUCAGGGAGGCGGAGAAGGAGCUGAGCCGGCAGCUGCGGCUGCAGAAGGAGCACUAUGAGGCCACCAUCCAGCGGCACCUGUCCUUCAUUGACCAGUUGAUCGAAGACAAGAGAGUUCUGAGUGAGAAGUGCGAGGCAGUGGUGGCUGAGCUGAAGCAAGGGGACCAGCGGAGUCGGGAGCGUGUGGCCCAGAUUCAGGAGCAGCACGAACUGGAGAUUAAGAAACUCAAAGAACUCAUGAGUGCCACCGAGAAAAUCCGCCGCGAGAAGUGGAUCAAUGAGAAGACGAAAAAGAUCAAGGAAAUCACAGUCAGAGGUCUAGAGCCCGAGAUCCAAAAACUGAUCGCCAAGCACAAGCAAGAGGUGAGGAGGCUCAGGGGCCUGCACGAGGCUGAGCUGCAGCAGCGUGAGGAGCAGGCCGCACAGCGCCACCUGCGCCAGGCGGAAGAGUUGCGGGAGCACCUGGAGCGGGAGAAGGAAGCACUGGGCCAGCAAGAGCGGGAGCGUGCCCAGCAGAGGUUUGAGCAGCACCUGGAGCAGGAGCAGCGGGCCUUGGAGCAGCAGCGGCGGCGGCUCUACAGUGAGGUGGCUGAAGAGAAGGAGCGACUGGGCCAGCAGGCAGCCAGGCAGCGGCUGGAGCUGGAGGAGCUGAGGCAGCAGCUGGAGGAGAGCAGCGCGACGCUCACCAGAGCCCUGAGAGCCGAGUUCGAGAGGAGCCGAGAGGAGCAGGAGCGGAGGCACCAGAUGGAGCUGAAAGCCCUGAAGGACGAGCUGGAGGCCGAGAGACAGGCGUGGGUGGCCAGCUGUGCCAAGAAGGAGGAAGCCUGGCUGCUGGCCAGGGAGCGUGAGCUGAAGGAGGAGAUCCGGAAAGGACGGGACCAGGAGAUUGAGCUGGUCAUCCAGCGGCUGGAGGCGGACAUGACGCUGGCCAAGGAGGAGAGUGAGAGGGCAGCCGAGAGCCGUGUGAAGCGCGUGCGGGACAAGUACGAGAUGGAGCUCUCCGAGCUGGAGCAGUCCGAGCGGAAGCUUCAGGAACGGUGCACCGAGCUGAAAGGACGCCUCGGUGAGGCCGAAGGGGAGAAGGAGCGGCUGCUGGCCCUGGCUCGGCAGAAGGAGAAGGAACUAGAAGACCUGAGGGUGGUGAACACGCAGAUGUGCGGGGAGCGGGCCAGCCUGGCCCAGGUGGUCAGACAGGAGUUUGCCGACCAGCUGGCAGCCUCCCAGGAGGAGACCCAGAAGGUGAAAGCAGAGCUGGCGGAGCUGCGGGCGCGCCAGCAGAUGGAGCUGGAUGAGGUGCAUCGGAGGGUGAAGACGGCUUUGGCGAAGAAGGAGGAGGCUGUGAACAGUCUCCGGAAGCAGCACGAGGCUGCGGUGAAGCGGGCGGACCACCUGGAGGAGCUGCUGGAGCAACACAGACGGCCAUCCUUGAGUGCCAAGUGACGUCACCCUGGGGAUGAAAACCAAGCCUGAGGCCUAGCCCUGCAGCUGGCGUGUGAGAGGUGCCCUGGCCCAGAAUACGGGGCUGAGGGAACAGCUGCGAGCGAGGCACCCUCUUGCGGCCCCGCGCUCAGGGCCUGACUGCCAGCAUGCCUGCAGCUGUUUAUAGUAAAACCGAUUUUUUUUUUUUUUGUA